Molecule: messenger RNA, 290 nt
Organism: Sphaeroforma arctica JP610
Lineage: Eukaryota; Ichthyosporea; Ichthyophonida
Exons: 1
Molecular function (GO): ubiquitin-protein transferase activity
Source: RefSeq, a predicted model, not a curated record
GACAUCAAGAAACCCCUGAAAAUCAAAUGGGUGGGCAGUGGCGAGGAGGGUCUGGACAUGGGGGGUGUGCAGAAAGAGUUCUUCCAGUCGGUGUUUGAGAAUAUAUUCAAUGUGGGUGUGGGGAUGUUUACCUACUGCGAGGAGACGCGGCUGUUCUGGUUCAAUGCGAACUCGCUGGAGAGCAGCAAAGAAUACGAAAUGGUUGGCCUUUUAUUGGGUCUGGCGAUAUACAACGGGGUGAUACUGGAUGUCAAGCUGCCGCUGGUUCUGUAUAAGAAGCUCAUGGGAAG